Molecule: messenger RNA, 1704 nt
Organism: Penicillium malachiteum
Lineage: Eukaryota; Fungi; Ascomycota; Eurotiomycetes; Eurotiales; Aspergillaceae
Product: MDR family MFS transporter
Exons: 2
Coding region: 1-1704 (567 amino acids)
Biological process (GO): transmembrane transport
Molecular function (GO): transmembrane transporter activity
Source: RefSeq, a predicted model, not a curated record
AUGGAGUCCACCUCACCAGAACACCGAGAUGAGAAGACUUCAAGAUCUUCGCCCCAAGUUGAAGACCAUGAUGUCCUUGAAAAGAGUUUCGACGACGCAUCCUCCCAACAUGAUGCCACCAAUGCUCUCGAACGCAGUUUGACUACCGAAUCAGUCAAGUAUCCCCCAAUGAGCAAGAUCAUCCUGAUUAUGCUCGCAUUAUACAUCGCCAUGUUCCUCGUUUCCCUGGAUCGUUUAAUCGUUGGAACAGCAACACCCAAAAUUACAGACGAGUUCCACAGUGUCAACGACAUAGGAUGGUAUGGUAGCGCCUACAUGUUAACCUCAUCUGCUUCACAACUCGUCUACGGCCGAGUCUACACCUUCUACCCCGCCAAAUGGGUCUUCAUCUUGUCGAUCCUCGUAUUUGAAAUCGGAUCUGCAGUUUGUGGUGCCGCGCCCUCAUCUCUUGCCUUGAUCAUUGGCCGUGCAGUUGCCGGUCUAGGCACUGGUGGGAUCUCAGCAGGUGUAAUGGUUAUCAUUGUAUUGACAUGCCCACUUCAACAACGACCCAUGUUUCAAGGACUUGCAGGCGCUAUCUUUGGCAUUGCAUCAGUACUUGGUCCUAUCCUUGGAGGUGUUUUCACAACGCAGGUUUCCUGGAGAUGGUGUUUCUAUAUUAAUCUUCCAUUUGGCGGAGCUGCAGUAGUCGCCAUCUUCUUCCUGCUGGAUGUUCCGCCACCAAGAAACGGCAACUGGACUCUAAAGCAGAAAUUCACCCAGCUUGAUCCAGUGGGUAACUUGUUUCUCAUGCCAUGUGUUGUUUGUCUACUCCUCGCAUUGGAAUGGGGUGGCUCAACAUACGCAUGGGCGAACUGGCGGAUUAUCUUCCUUUUCAUUCUCUUCGGUGUGUUAGCUGGUGUGUUCGUUUUCACACAGAUCCGAGGUGGGGAUAGAUCGCUAGUUCCACCGCGAGUUUUCACACAGAGAUCCGUUCUAGCUGGUGUGUUUUGGACAAUGAGUACUAGUGCUGGAAUGAUGGUCAUGCUCUACUACCUCCCGAUUUGGUUCCAAGCAAUCAAGAACGUCGACGCCGAGGAAUCCGGAAUCAUGAAUCUACCACUUGUGCUCGCCAUGGUAGUUGGAACCAUUUUCUCAGGAGUUGCCGUUUCGAAAUGGGGAUACUACAAUCCAUUUAUGUAUGCCGCUGUGGUUCUACUCUCCAUCGGUGCGGGUUUGAUCCAUACAUUCAAGCCUGAUACUGGACAUUCCAAGUGGAUCGGAUAUCAAGUUAUUUUCGGUCUUGGAUUAGGGCUUGGAUUUCAGCAAGCCCAAAUCGCCGUCCAGACUUGUCUUGCCACAGUGGAUGUGCCUGUCGGAGCCUCGCUGCUUAUGUUCGCACAGCAGUUAAACGGUGCUGUUUUCCUUUCUAUUGCCGAAACACUAUUUGAGAAUAUCUUGGUGGGGAAUCUGAAGAAAGUGUCUGGAAUUAAUGCAACAAAGCUGGUCGCUGCAGGUGCUACUGCAUUUCGAGAUCUUGUUCCUGCGUCUGAGCUGAAGGAGGUGGUGAGUUCGUAUAGUGAUGCGAUUACGAGAACUUUCAUUCUUGGUAUCGUCAUGUCAUGUGUCGCAUUAUUUCCAGCAAUAGCAAUGGAGUGGAAAAGUGUAAAGAAGGAUGUGAAUAAGGAGAAGAAACAAGAAGAACAAGGGGAGAGCCAAGCUUAA